Messenger RNA from Pseudogymnoascus verrucosus, 2420 nucleotides. RefSeq lists its product as uncharacterized. The record is from RefSeq and is a predicted model, not a curated record. Bases 437 to 2287 code for a protein of 616 amino acids. NCBI's taxonomy places the organism in Eukaryota, Fungi, Ascomycota, Leotiomycetes, Thelebolales, Thelebolaceae. The transcript has a single exon.
CCACCCGUCCACAAUCCAGGCUCUCCCCGUUUAUUCGUCCCCUGUUUAUGCGCCCGGCAAGACAGUGAAACGGUAUGCACGGCAGGUCUAGAUAUAGACGAGUCAUACCGGCCGUCAUCUGGGCUUUGACGCCGCAAAAUCUGCCAGCAGGGAAGGCUGAGGGUUUUCGGGCGGUCUGCCUGCAUCUGGCGCUGUUGGAAGUCCAACAUGCAUAGCUGCCUUCACGAUGGCCCGCGUAUAUGAAUCUGUGGGUAUGUAAGUCGAGGGAUGGAAUUGUCUCCCUUUCUUAAGUCAUGACAGCUACUACCCUCAUAUUUCUAUGUCGCUGCGAGUUGAUGUGACGAGGCUGGUGAAGCCACUAUUCAAUACAUUUACUACUCUCAUACUUCGAUAAGACUGGCAUGCGGCAUCGAGCCAUUGCUAUUGUUCGCUGUCGAUGCGUUGGCUCCUCGGAUACGAUUGCUCUUCAUUCUCCACAGUAGGGCUUUUCUGUUGUGUGGACGACAAAGACGCGGCAUCUACGACGGGUUUCUGUUGCAGAUACGGAGGAAAGGCAUCUAUCACACAGUCUAUCCCAAAAAUCACUGUUACUACUGCGGAGCAGCCAAGAACGAGUCUUCACCCACCCAUGAUAGCCGCUCGACAAUCUGCUCAAACACGCCAGCAGUCUUCAAUUGCCCCCCAGGCUCUCACCGUGCCUGUGGCAACUGGUCGAAAGCGCAUACAGCCUGAAAUGGCGCAAUCACAGUUCAUGUCGAAUCCUCCUCUUCUCACGGCAACUCUCCGAAUAAAUUCAACUGCUACAAACCAAGGUGUGACGACACCCCGGCUGGAUUCUACUUCCCAACAACCUUGGAAUCGUCAACAACAGUCGUCCUACGAGCAGCCACGAGAGCCCACAACACAACGACAACUAUCGAGUCGGCAACAGCUGCCGUCUUACAAUAUGCCCCCUCCUCAAAGACAAUCACCAACUCGCGAACAUCUGCCGUCUUACAGUAUGUCCCCGACUCAAAGACAAUCACCAACUCGCCAACAGCAGCUGCCCUACCAUAAUCCCUCGAGUGCAAGACAACCAGCUCCUCGUCGACAACCGUCGUCCCAAGGGUUGCUAGUAACUACACAACCACCCACCGACCCGGAAAAGAUAGCGGCCCUGAAUCUAAAGCUUGAGACUUAUCGCCAGAUCAUAGUCGACCUAAUGAAGCCGACCAUCAGUCAACAACAGCCCGCAGUCAGCGCUGAACAGAUCAGAUCAAGUCUCCGAAAAGCCGUGUCCAAUCCACAACCUCGAACCACAGCCACACCAUAUCCUGACACUCCACCAUAUUCCCCGCCACCUAAACAAGAUAUUGCGAGCCAGUCACAGCUCAACCCUGAACGUUUUGAACUGCCUGCAACGAGCCUGCAACAAUCUAGGCCCGUCCAACGAAUUAUUACAACGCCACCCCCUGUGGAUACGAACCCGUACAGGAAUAAGAGGUCUGAACUUAGUGCAGCAACAGGCAAUCACCGCAGGACAAUAUCCCAACCUCAAAUGGAACGUCCCCGGUGGCCUUCGACACCCAAACUGUCCGAGGCGCCUUCUCGUACACUCGGCGCGACCGAAGUGCCUAAAUCAGAGCCGCCCAGACAGCCUCGUGAUUCUAACGAUGUCCCCGUUCCAUCAGGCUGUUGCAUCCUGGACCGCAGAGCCAUUGAACGUGGACUCGGGCUGAUGGCGGAGUACUUGCACCACAACAACGCCGACCUAACCAUCAUUGCCGUCGGCGGAGUGGUCUCCUCGUUCUUCCUCCGCGCCUGGGCCACGACCACCGACGUCGACGCACUAGGAAGUACCCUCACCACCGCCCAGCGCAGGUUGCUCGCCAGCGCUGUAUUAUACGCUAAAUCGCGCGGCCCCGUCCCGCUAGGCGACGGGUGGUUCGGCGGCGAGAGCGCGGUGGAUAUGCGUCCCGAGGUAGCGCGCGACGUCUACGAGCUCUCCGAGCAGCAGAACGAUAUUGUGUACUGCAGCGAGGGGUUGACAGUUCUGGCGCCACGGUGGAGUUAUGCGUUUAUGGUGUGCGUGGACCGACUGUCUCGUGGCAUGGGGAGGCCCUAUGAUAUGGGCAAUGCGGUGCUGUAUAUGCAUCAGUACAUCAAGAUCGGGAAGCACAAGCUCAUUCCGAUCUUGGGGAUUAUGAAGUGGGGGGAAGGGUAUGAUUUGCAUGUUACCUUGGAGGUACUGCGCUCUGUCAAGAAACAUUAUCUGAGGCAUUAUGAGAGGGAAGCGAUUUCGGAAUGAUUUAAUGAUGGCUCUUAUAUUCUUGAUUUGCUGUAUUUUAGCUGGUUUCAUGGCGUUGGCGGACGUGGGAUGAUGGAGUAUGCAUUGGGAUUUAGAUGGGCCAGGCCCUUUCUUAGUCUCCUAAAUGAUACCC